This is a messenger RNA of Spea bombifrons (plains spadefoot toad), 5620 nucleotides long. RefSeq names its product nuclear receptor coactivator 2 (gene NCOA2). The record is from RefSeq and is a predicted model, not a curated record. Gene Ontology annotation, cellular component: nucleus. The transcript is spliced from 21 exons. Lineage: Eukaryota; Metazoa; Chordata; Amphibia; Anura; Pelobatidae. Gene Ontology annotation, molecular function: nuclear receptor binding; protein dimerization activity. Gene Ontology annotation, biological process: cellular response to hormone stimulus; positive regulation of transcription by RNA polymerase II. The coding region runs from base 225 to 4709 and encodes 1494 amino acids.
GCUGCGCCUCUGUGACAAGGGAAGCACUGCUUACUCUAGCAGCAGCAGCUGAUCACGUUUCCAGCCGCUGCUUCCUAUCGCUGUAUUCACUCGGCUCCCGUAGGAGCAGGAUUGUUGGCGUUGGAUGUUGUUCUCAGGGAGAUGAGCCCCUUAUCCGGAUUGAGGCCGGGUGUGAUGUGCAGCGCAGGACACAGCCAGCUUGGAGUUGCUGAUAUGUGUUCAAAAUGAGUGGGAUUGGAGAAAACACCUCUGACCCUUCCAGGGCAGAGACGCGCAAACGAAAGGAAAGCCCAGACCAGCUUGGCCCCAGUCCUAAACGAAGCACUGACAAGCGAAACCGCGAGCAGGAGAAUAAAUACAUAGAAGAACUCGCCGAGCUGAUUUUUGCAAAUUUUAAUGACAUCGACAACUUUAACUUUAAACCCGACAAAUGUCUCAUUUUAAAGGAAACUGUGAAGCAAAUUCGUCAGAUCAAAGAACAAGAAAAAGCAGCAGCAGCAAAUGAGGAUGAAGUUCAGAAGGCUGAUGUGUCCUCAACAGGCCCGAGCGUCAUAGACAAGGAUGCCCUUGGACCAAUGAUGCUUGAGGCGCUGGAUGGGUUCUUUUUUGUGGUGAAUCGGGAAGGGAAUGUGGUUUUCGUCUCGGAGAAUGUGACCCAGUAUCUCCGAUACAACCAGGAAGAGCUCAUGAAUACAAGCGUGUAUAGCAUCCUGCACGUCGGAGAUCACAACGAGUUCAUCAAAAACCUGCUGCCAAAGUCUUUAGUGAAUGGGGGACCUAGACGUAAUAGCCAUACCUUUAAUUGCCGUAUGUUGGUGAAACCAAUGACAGAGGCAGAAGAAGAAGGUCAUGACGGCCAGGAAGUACACCAGAAAUAUGAAACUAUGCAGUGCUUUGCAGUAUCCCAACCAAAGUCCAUUAAAGAGGACGGAGAAGAUUUUCAGUCAUGCCUAAUUUGUGUGGCCAGAAGAGUUCCAAUGAAAGAGAGGCCUCCGCUUCCCACAACAGAGACAUUUACCACACGUCAGGACUUGCAAGGCAAGAUCACGUCUUUGGAUACAAGCACCAUGAGGGCGUCAAUGAGACCUGGAUGGGAAGAUUUGGUGCGGAGGUGCAUACAGAGGUUCCAUGCUUCACUUGACGGUGACAUGUCUUACAGCAAGAGGCAUCACCAAGAAGCUCUCAGGCAAGGACUUGCGUUGAGUCCGAUGUACAGAUUUUCUCUGUCCGAUGGCACGAUGGUGACCGCCCAGACAAAGAGCAGGCUCAUUCGUUCACAGACUAAUGAUCCUCAGCACGUAAUAUCCAUACAUAUGCUUCAAAGAGAACAUAAUAUGUGUGGAAUGAAUCAGGACAUGGCUGGACAAGGCAUGGGAAAGACUUAUAACCCCGUUAGCUCCGGCAGUCCAGCCCACCAAACCAUGUGCAGUGGGAACCCUGGUCAGGACACAACCAUAAGUAGCAAUAUGAAUUACGCCAUAAAUGGCCCAAAGGAACAAAUGGGCUUGCCAGCAGGUAGAUAUGUCACUUCAGGGGGGAUGAACCAUAUCUCCAGCAUGCAAGCAAAUGCUCCUCAGGGUAACAACUAUGCACUCAAAAUGAAUAGCCCAUCACACGGAAGUCCUGGCAUGGGCCAGGGCCAGCCUAACUCUAUGCUAUCUCCCAGGCAUCGCAUGAGCCCAGGGGUGGCGGGAAGUCCUCGUAUUGCACCCAGUCAGUUUUCCCCUGCUGGAAGUUUGCAUUCACCAGUUGGCGUAUGCAGUAGCACAGGAAAUAGCCAUAGUUACACCAACAGCUCUCUAAAUGCACUUCAGGCGCUCAGUGAAGGCCAUGGUGGCCCUCUUGCCCCACAGCUUUCUUCUCCUGAACUGAAAGUAGGCAAUUUGCAAAACUCACCUGGUAAUAUGAACCCACCCCAACUUAGAAAGAUGGGGAGCAUGGACUCUAAAGAAUCGUUUGGGGCGUAUGGAGACCAGCCUGAAGGAGCAACCGGACAGGCAGAUAACAACUGCCAUUCGGCUGAGCAAAAAGACUGUAAUGAAAAUACGGCAUCUGGUGGUGACAAAAUAGAAGGACAGAACAGAUUGCUGGACAGCAAAGGCCAGACUAAACUGUUGCAGUUGCUCACCACCAAAUCUGAGAUGGAAACAUCUGGAGAUGCAAACGGCAAGGACUCAAUGGGACAUUUUCCAGUCAAUAAUAUGUCUGCCUCAACACAUGGAACCUCACUGAAAGAAAAGCAUAAAAUUUUGCACAGACUCCUUCAGGACAGUAGUUCUCCCGUUGACUUGGCCAAGCUCACAGCAGAGGCCACUGGGAAAGAACUGAACCAAGAGUCCAACAGCACAGGCUCUGGCUCCGAGAUCUCAAUAAAACAAGAACCAGUGAGCCCCAAGAAGAAAGAGAAUGCACUACUUCGCUACUUACUGGAUAAGGAUGACAGUAAAGAUAACUUGGCAGAUAUAACCCCCAAGUUAGAGCGCUUGGAUAACAAGAUAGACUCUUCCAGCUGCACAAAUCUUUCAGCUGUAAAAACUGAAAAAGAAGAGACAAGUUUUGGAACUAGUGAUCAGCAUUUACGGCCAAGUCCUGAUCUGGAUAACCUGGAUGAAAUCCUCGAUGACUUACAGAACAGCCAAUUAAACCAGCUCUUCACAGACACGCGGCCCGACGCCAACUCUGUCGAUAAACAAGCCAUCAUCAAUGACCUGAUGCAGUUAAGCGGCGACGGCGCAGGCCUACCUCCGGCAGUCCAGAAGCAGCGAAUGCUCCGGAUGCAGCAGAGCACUUUUAAUAACCCGCGAAUGGGCCAGCUUGGGAGAUUAUUACCAAAUCACAAUUUACCAAUGGACGUCAACUUACAGAACCAGACCGCUGCGGGAUCCUACCCACAAGUGAGGAAUAACAGUCCAUACUCUGCAAUGCAGUCUGGAAUGGUGGGCAACCAGGGCAUGAUGGGAGCUCAAGGAGGCAUGGGGCACAAUACCACCGGAAUGAUUGCUGGUAAUAACCCCCGAGCAGGCAUGCAGUCAGGAGAUUGGGGGGCUCAGCAGAUGGCAAUAAGAGGAACGUGCCCAACCACAGGCAGCCCCAUGAACCGGCCCAUUCAGGGCAUGAGCCGCAGCCCAAAUCCAAGCCUUCAGAUGAGACCCAACAACCAGGCGUGUCCGAGGCCGAUGCUGCAGUCACAGAUUAUGAAUAUGGGACACUCUGAAUUGGACUUGAAUGUAGGUGGCCCUCAGUACAACCCCCAGCCUCAAGCUCCCCCGAACCAGACGGCACCGUGGCCAGACAGCAUUCUGCCCAUCGAACAAACGUCUUACAACAAUCAAAGCAGGCAGCCCUUUGGGAACUCCCCGGAUGACUUGCUCUGCCAGCCCAUCUCAUCAGAUUCUCAGGCAGACGAGGGGAACCUUUUGGAUCAGCUUUAUCUUGCUUUGCGAAACUUUGAUGGACUGGAGGAGAUUGACCGAGCUCUAGGAAUCCCCGAGCUGGUUAGCCAGAGCCAGACUGUUGAUCCUGAAUCAUUUGUAAGUCCAGAUUCAAAUUUCAUGGAGCAAAAACCACAGAUGUUUAACCAUGGAUAUGCUGCUCAGGGGCAGAUGGCGCAGAAUAGUUAUACUCCAAUGCAGGAUCCAGGUUUCCACCCCAUGGGCCAACGUCCAAACUAUGGAAUGCUGCGCAUGCAGACGCGCCCUGGAUUAAGGCCACCAGGAAUGGUGCAGGGCCAGCCAAACCAGUUGAGGCUCCAACUGCAGCACCGGCUUCAGGCACAACAGAACCGACAGCCGCUAAUGAAUCCGGUCAAUAAUGUCUCGAAUAUGAAUCUGGCGCUGAGGCCUGGAGUACCAACACAGAUAAGGGAACAGGGACCGAUCAAUGCGCAGAUGCUGGCCCAAAGACAAAGGGAGAUCCUGAGCCAGCACCUACGGCAAAGACAACUACAACAGCAGCAGCAGCAGCAACAAGUGCAGCACAGGGCCAUGAUGAUGAGAGGACAAGGGCUUAAUAUGCCACCCAACAUGGUGGCCUCUGGAGCAAUGCCCACAUCAAUAAACAGCCCACGGAUCCCACAAGGCAAUGCGCAGCAGUUCCCAUUUCCACAGAACUACGGUACUGGAAUUCCAUCCCCACCACCUUUCACCAGCCCUUUCUCCCCAGUGCCCCCCAGCCCUGGGUCACAGUCGCUCUCUCACAGCUCUUUGCAUGGCUCCCAGAUGAAUCUGGCUAACCAAGGGAUCAUGGGGAGCAUGGGAGGACAGUAUGGGCCUGUCAUGAAUCCCCCAGUUCAGCACAAUGCCUUCCAGUUUGCCAACUCAGGGAUGAGCCAGCAGUCAGACCCUGGAUAUACCGUCGCACCAACUUCACAAAGUCCAAUACUGUCACCACGGAUGGCUCACACCCAGAGUCCCAUGAUGCAGCAGUCACAGAGCAAUCCCGUGUACCAGACGGCAGACAUGAACGGAUGGGCCCAGGGCAACGCUGGGGGGAACAGCAUGUUUUCGCAACCCUCACCACCCCACUUUGGGCAGCAAGGUGGAAACAACAUGUAUAACAACAACAAUAUGAACAUCGGUGUGUCUAUGGCAGCCAACGCAAGCGGGAUGAACAGCGUGAACCAGAUGACUGGGCAGAUCAAUAUGACCUCUGUGACCUCUGUGCCUACGUCAGGGUUGUCCUCAAUGGGUCCAGAGCAGAAAUACUGCUGAUCCUGAAGACUCUUUGGGUGCUUUUUUUCCAUCUGGAAGUGUUCUCUGCUCUGAAGAGCUCCAUGUACUUGGGAGUAUUCUUACAGACUGUCCUGGCAGCCGGGGGGGGAUUCUCCCCGGGGCGACAAGCACAGCGAGACGGAGCUCUUCCCUUAUUCUGCGCUAGAGCUGUGGCUAUUCUUAGAGAAGUCUCCUCGCCUGGCACUCGGGGGCCUGGACACGGACGGCCAGCCUGCUCACUGCAUUCACCUUAGUGCAACUUAGAUAUACCUUCUGCGGAGUCAUUACAGACGGGCAAAUUUCAUUGGACUAUCUGAGAUGAAUGUAUUUAAUUUUAUAUAUUUAAGGAAAACUAUCCUUUUCUCGAGUUGUUGACACUGGUUUCUAACCUCAUUUUCCCCUCUGGUGGUCAGCCCAUGAAGUCCUUUUGCUGCCGUAUGCAGGGUGGUGGUUGUAACGCUUUUGGGGGGGUGCGGGUGUCGUGAUUUAGAAAUGUCUAGUACUCUGGUGUGGGCGAGAGUUGAGUCGGUUAGGGAUAGAAGCGGGCUUGUUUAAUAUUAAUUUGAUUCUAGCAAAACCCAACAACUUUUUUUUUUUUUUCCUUUUAAAGGGGUGCAGGGGGGUCAUUUUUUUUUCUUUUGAUUUUUUUUUCUUGAGCAAUCUGCUCAGAUUGGGUAAGAAUAGCAUAACAUGUAGGCAGUUUCUGUUUUGACAACUUCUAUUUAAAUACUUUUUGAUCGUAGUCUAAGAUAGCAGGGAUUGUAUAAGUAUGUAAAUGAAAUAAUUUUAUUAGUCUUUAACAUUCAAAAAAAAAAAAAAAAAGUCAGAAUAUGGCACCCCACGGUGGAGAUGGAACUGAUUUUUAGCGUAUUCACGACAUUGCUGAAUGUGAGCGCCACCAAAGCUGCAGU